CUUCUAUUUUAGGCCUACGCUUUGUCUUCCCUUGUCAGCGGCGACGCCCGCCCCGGCCCAACCCAACCCGCAAAACCCUAAAUCUCUCCUUAGCCGCGAAAUUUGGUCCUCCUGCUUGGGAGCGUUUUCACGUCUUUGAUUCCGUUACUAUUUUAUUUGUUUUGUUUUCAGUUUCAUUCAAUAGAAAGCAAAUGUGAAAUGACAGAUUGUAUCCUCUGUCUUUGAUUUCAUGGUUCUUUAGACUUCGAUGUCUUACGCGCUUGCUUUAUUCGAAUAUUUUGCUAACAGGAGGCAGAUUCAUAUGGUUGGGCUUGUAAAGUUCGCAUUCUCAGUAUGAGGAAAGCAAUCAGGCAACACAAGUUUUCGAUAGUUCCAUAAUCUAUCCUUGUUCCAUCAUUUUCUAUAAUCAUAGGUAAUACCUACUUCUUCCACCGUCAUUAUUUAAAUUUUCCGCCAGCACAAGUUCAAGCCAUGACCAUCAGCACCUCUCUCACUGCAAAUGCCCUUCCUCAGCCCCAACUCGCUGGCCUACCUGGUCGAAUCUGCCAUCUUAGCUCACUCACCCCAUCUUGGCAGGGCAGCCCAUGCCAAGAUCAUCAAGAUGCUCGACUCCCCUUUCCCCUUCUUCCUCUCCAACCAUCUUAUCAACAUGUACUCCAAACUUGACCUCCCCGACUCCGCACAACUCAUCCUCCGACUCACCCCCAUUCGCUCUGUCGUCUCCUGGACUGCUCUCAUCGCCGGCUCUGUUCAGAAUGGUCAUUUCUCUUCCGCUCUCUCCCAUUUCUCUAGUAUGCUCCGCGAGUCCAUCUUUCCAAAUGACUUCACCUUCCCUUGUGCCUUCAAGGCAUCAGCUUCCCUCCGUUUUCCCAUCACUGGAAAGCAGCUGCAUGCACUCGCAGUAAAAUGCGGUCAAAUAGGGGACGAGUUUGUUGGGUGCAGUGCUUUUGAUAUGUACUGCAAAACUGAUCUAAAAGAAGAUGCAAGAAAAAUAUUCGAUGAAAUGCCCGAGAGAAACAUUGCAACUUGGAAUGCGCAUAUAUCAAAUGCGGUGAAUGAUGGAAGAUCCAAGGAUGCAGUAGUUGCCUUUUUAGAGCUGCGGAGGACCGGCGGAGAACCCAAUUCAAUAACAUUUUGUGCCUUCCUGAAUGCAUGUGCAGAUGGGCUCUACCUAGAGCUUGGUAGGCAGUUGCAUGGGUUUGUGAUAAGAAGUGGGUAUGAUGCUGAUGUCUCCGUCUGCAAUGGGUUGAUUGACUUUUAUGGGAAGUGUAAGGAGGUUAAAUUUUCUGAGAUGGUUUUUGAUGGAAUAGAGAUGAGAAAUGAUGUUUCUUGGUGCUCAUUAUUGGCAGUGUAUGUGCAGAAUCAUGAGGAGGAGAAGGCUUGUAUGAUCUUUUCAAAGACAAGGAAGGAAGGGGUUGUGCCAACAGAUUUUAUGAUGUCUAGUGCUCUUAGUGCUUGUUCGGGAAUGGCAGCCCUUGAAUUGGGUAGGUCAGUUCAUGCAGUUGCUGUAAAGGCUUGCAUUGAUUGGAAUAUUUUUGUGGGGAGUGCAUUAGUUGAUAUGUAUGGAAAAUGUGGAAGCAUAGAGGAUUCACAACAAGCAUUUGGUGAGAUGCCUGAAAAGAACUUGGUUUGUUGGAAUGCAAUAAUAGGAGGAUAUGCACACCAAGGGCAGGUUGAUAUGGCAUUAGCAUUAUUGGAAGAGAUAGGCUCUGGUAUCUCUGGUCUGGUGCCAAAUUAUGUGACAUUUGUGUGUAUUUUGUCAGCUUGCAGUAGAGCAGGGGCAGUGGAACAAGGCAUGGAGAUCUUUGAGUCAAUGCAGGUUAGAUAUGGGAUUGAACCAGGGGCCGAGCAUUAUGCUUGUGUUGUGGACAUGUUAGGGCGAGCUGGGAUGGUAGAAAGUGCAUACAAUUUCAUAAUGAAAAUGCCAAUGCAACCAACAAUUUCAGUUUGGGGAGCCCUUCUAAAUGCUUGUAAGGUGUAUAGCAAGCCAGAAUUAGGAACAAUAGCAGCUGAAAACCUAUUUAAACUUGAUCCCAAAGAUUCGGGCAACCAUGUGCUGCUUUCAAAUAUGUUUGCAGCUGCUGGAAGGUGGGAGGAAGCAAAUCUAGUGAGAGUUGAGAUGAAAGAUGUUGGCAUAAAAAAGGGUGCAGGUUGCAGUUGGAUAGCAGUGAAGAAUAAGAUUCAUGUGUUCCAAGCAAAGGAUACUUCACAUGAGAGGAACUCGGAGAUUCAAGCAAUGUUGGAUGAGAUGAGGAGAAAAAUGGAGGCAGCUGGGUACGUACCAGACACUAAGUUUGCACUGUAUGACUUGGAAGAAGAAGAAAAAUUAACAGAAGUCAGGCACCACAGCGAGAAGAUUGCACUUGCAUUCGGCUUAGUCGCUCUUCCUCCUGCAGUACCCAUAAGAAUCAACAAAAAUUUGAGAAUCUGCGGAGAUUGCCAUAGUUUCUUCAAGUUUGUCUGUGGUAGUUUUGAGAGAGAAAUCAUCAUAAGAGACAACAACAGGUUCCAUCGGUUCAUGGCCGGCCAAUGCUCAUGCAGAGAUUAUUGGUGACAAAAUUUUGUAAUUUGAGUUAUGACCCUCCUAAUUUAUUUUGUUGUACAAAAUUUAUUUUCUUCUCCAUUAGAAAUAUAAGAUGUGGACUUGAUCGAACCAAUGUUACCGAAUUAAGCACGGUUUAAUCGAACCAGUCUCUCCGAACCAGUUUGGCUGGUUUGAACUAAUA
This is a messenger RNA of Carica papaya (papaya), 2726 nucleotides long. It is a transcript of the gene LOI1, whose product is annotated as Pentatricopeptide repeat (PPR) superfamily protein. Gene Ontology annotation, molecular function: zinc ion binding; RNA binding; protein binding. Gene Ontology annotation, biological process: RNA modification. The record is from RefSeq and is a predicted model, not a curated record. NCBI's taxonomy places the organism in Eukaryota, Viridiplantae, Streptophyta, Magnoliopsida, Brassicales, Caricaceae.